AUGGAGUUGGAGAACCUUCCGAGUGAUACGUCGGAAUUAACCUCGCUUCCAGUAAUGAGCUGGAAGCGCUUCGCAAGGGACCUGUACGAUGGACGCAUCGAACAGCUAUGCAUUCUUUCGGACCGCGAAAGAAUGUCAAGCAAAGCAGAGGCGUCGAGACAACUCUUCGCUGGAAGCGCCACAGAGAGUGAAGAUACUCUCAGUGCCAAGACGAAGAAGGAGCACUUCGAGGAGCAGAGUUGGGACUCACUGAAGUUGAGUCCCUAUUACGAGAUUCUGCGAGAGCACCGAGACGUGCUCCUGGACGAGAUCCGUGCGAGGCUUCCGCAGGACAAGGGAAUACAGCACGAGAUUGAUUUCGUGCCGGGGGCGAAGUAUUGCGUGACGCGGCAGUGGCCACUGCCGCGGGAGCAAGUGAAGGCAAUCGAUGACUUCUUCGAAAGUCGUCGCAAGGCAGGACAAGUGCGGGAAUCAAGGUCCCCGCACAGCGCACCAACGUUCUGUGUCAAGAAGCCACAUGGUGGUUGGCGCAUCGUUCAUGCGUACAAUAAGCUGAGCGAUGCGACGAUACCGGCACAGACGCCGAUACCUCGAAAAGAUGUCAUCAUCGAUUCGAUGUCCAAAAGCACCAUCUACAGUGCUCUUGAUAUGAGAGACGGGUUCUAUCAGAUCCUGGUGCGUGAGAGCAAUAUCCCUCUCCUUGCGGUAAGCACCCCAAGCGGUAUGCUUUGGGAGUGGCUAGUUAUGCCCGACAUCGUACUGAGCUACUUCGACGAUGUGUACGUUCACAGCCGGGCUGUAAACCAGAAGACGGACGUCGAGAUGCACAAGGAGCAUCUCCGGGAACUGCUUGGGAUCAUGCACAAGCACAAGCUCUAUGCGAACCUGAAGAAGUGCAUCUUCGGUGCGAGCGAGAUACCCGUGCUAGGGUGUCUCAUUGGGAAGAAUGGCGUACGCCCUGACCCCGAGAAGGUCAGAGUGAUCAAUGAACGGCCUACGCCAUCCAACGUGAAGGAACUGCGGCAGUUUCUUGGCCUUGCCACAUACUUGUGCAAGUACGUGGACAACUACGCAGGCAAGAUUCGCCCGCUGUCGCAGCUUCUAAAGACGACAGUCGACGUCGACAGGAUUGACGUCGCUCGCACAUAUACACCGUCGUCGUCCUUGUUGGACGAGGUGAAGGCCGCGUUUGCGCUUGACGCAGACGCGAAGAAGCUGAUCGAGCUUCUCUCAGCUCCUUCCGACAAAGCACCUCGGAAGUUGGCCCUCGUCUACGAGCGAAUGCACACCGACGACAAUGCGGACCGCAUUGUCGUGCCGAAUGAUCCUGACCUGCGCAACAGGAUCAUGUACGAGUAUCACGAUGUCCCCACGGCAGGACAUCCGGGACGUGAGAAGACGUAUUCUCUUCUUUCGAGAGACUUCAACUGGACACACAAGUGCAAGUGUGUGCGCAAGUACGUACGUACUUGCGACAUUUGCCAGCGAGUGAAGCCUGCACCUCACUCGCAGGCUCCUCUGCAACCACUACCGACUCCGUCGAAGUGUUGGGAGUCCGUUUCGAUGGACUUCGUGUUUGGUCUUCCGCGCGAUUCUAGGCGGAAGACUGGUAUUGUGGUCUUUGUUGACCGCUUCAGCAAGAUGACGGACGGGCAAACCGAGCGCGUGAACCGCGUGCUCGGGGACUUGCUGAAGAGCUACGCUCCGUCGUUCCUCAACUGGAGCGACUACUUGCCGAUGGCCGAGUUCGCCAUCAACAACGCGGUGCAUGCCUCGACUGGGCAUACACCGUUCUUCGUGAACGCCAUGCGGCAUCCACGCCUUCCGAGCACGCUCGGGGCGGUGGCUUCCUCCUUAAGUAGGGGAGGAUCUACGGUUGCGUCUGAACAACCGCAGAAGACAGCUGAUACGGAUCUAUCAGCUGCGACGACACGUGCGAGAGCUCGCACACGACAAGACGACGUGUCAGUGCCGGGCAAUGACACUGUGAAGAACCACGAGCAGGCGACACCUGCUUCAUCCAAGGACAACGUGUCUGUGCGGGGCACAGAAACCUCAAAGCCUCACGCACAGACCGGGCCUGUUGCACGCGCAAGUGAUGUAUCGAUGCCGGGCAUCGAUACUGAGAAGCUUCACGCACAUGCUGGACCUGCUGCGAUCACACACGAGGUGUCAGUGCCGGGCACCGACACCACAAUGGGCCACGCACAGUCUGGGACUGAUGCAAACACAAGUGGCGGGUCUGUGCAGGGCACAGAUGCGGACAAGGUCAACGAGCUGGACCCGAGGUUCAGCUCUCAAGCAAUAAACUUUGUCCAGGAACGACAAACAGUCUUCUAUUCGUACAAGAUGUAA
Messenger RNA from Phytophthora megakarya, 2355 nucleotides. The record is from the annotation of a GenBank genome assembly. NCBI's taxonomy places the organism in Eukaryota, Oomycota, Peronosporomycetes, Peronosporales, Peronosporaceae.